Messenger RNA from Impatiens glandulifera, 3315 nucleotides. RefSeq names its product leishmanolysin-like. NCBI's taxonomy places the organism in Eukaryota, Viridiplantae, Streptophyta, Magnoliopsida, Ericales, Balsaminaceae. The transcript has 17 exons. Gene Ontology annotation, biological process: proteolysis; cell adhesion. Bases 405 to 2924 code for a protein of 839 amino acids. Gene Ontology annotation, cellular component: cytoplasm; membrane. The record is from RefSeq and is a predicted model, not a curated record. Gene Ontology annotation, molecular function: metalloendopeptidase activity.
UUUUUCAGUUCUGGAAAAGAAAAAGGAAAAAAAGAAAGGAUCUUUGAGAAGCUAUUAUCACUUGAGAACCAGUCCUCCUCUCUAAACCCAAAAGAGGGCAAUCCCCAUUAUCACAAAUAGACGUGCUUUUCGAUUCGACCCGCAGUUUCUCUCUCGGAAUCUGUACAAUACCCUGUCUGUCUUUACUCGUACGACUCUUCCUUCUCAAUUCCGACUCGACCCAGUUCAUUCUUGGAGAAAUUACCGGGCUUUUAUUUCUCUCGGAAUCCGCCUUCAUAUUAAUCAGUCCUCUGAGAAAAUGCCAAGUGGUCUGCGAUCGAGAAAUUGCCGGCGAUUUAACGAAAUCUCUUUGCCCAGUGUUGCUCAAGUCUGACGGUAGCCGAUGUGGUGUUGUUUCCACACAAAUGAGGUUGUUUUGGACCAAAUUUCGGCUCGCCGCUUUCGUUUCGCAGAUCUUACUGAUUUUGUUGCUGGAGGUGUUCUGUUCAGAAGGGAAAGAAUACAACAAUCCAUGGGUAGAUUCAGAAAAGGGAAGGGAUAACAACAUCAUAUCACAUUCUUGUAUUCAUGAUAAGAUACUUGAACAAAGAAGACGGCCAGGCAGCAAAAUCUACUCGGUUACAUCCCAGGUUUAUGAACCGCCUGCUGUCCCUGAUUCUCUUCACGUCAAGGGAAGGGCUUUGCUCGGGAUGUCAAAUGUUGUCCAGGAUAAACAAGUUAAACAACCUAUUAGGAUUUAUUUGAAUUACGAUGCUGUUGGCCACUCAACCGAUAGGGAUUGCAUAAACGUUGGCAGUAUAGUGAAGCUUGGGGAGCCUGCAAAUUCUAAUCAUCAUCAUAUGCCCUUUUGUAAUCCUCGUGGAAAUCCACCUGUUUUUGGAGAUUGCUUCUAUAAUUGCACCUCGGAGGAUAUAUCGGGUGAAGACAAAAGACAUCGCCUUAGAAUGGCUUUGGGGCAGACAGCGGAUUGGUUCAAGAAGGCGUUAGCUGUUGAGCCUGUGAAAGGGAAUUUAAGGUUGAGUGGAUAUUCUGCUUGUGGACAAGAUGGAGGCGUACAACUUCCGAGGGAAUAUGUUGACGAUGGUGUUCCUGAUGCAGACUUAGUUCUUUUGGUAACAACAAGGCCUACAACAGGCAACACUCUAGCAUGGGCAGUAGCAUGCGAAAGGGAUCAAUGGGGUCGUGCUGUUGCCGGACAUGUGAAUGUUGCUCCUCGCCACUUAACUGCUGAAGCAGAAACAUUGCUUUCGGCUACGCUUAUACACGAGGUUAUGCAUGUUCUUGGUUUUGAUCCUCACGCAUUUGCUCAUUUUAGAGAUGAGAGGAAGAGAAGGCGAAGCCGGGUUACUGAACAAGUGACCGACGAAAAACUUGGACGUAUGGUUACACGGGUUGUGCUUCCUCGUGUUGUGAUGCAUUCACGCCAUCAUUAUGGGGCAUUCUCAGAUAAUUUUACUGGUUUAGAGUUAGAAGAUGGUGGAGGCCGUGGCACGUCAGGCUCUCAUUGGGAGAAGAGGCUUCUGAUGAAUGAAAUCAUGACGGGUUCAGUCGAUACAAGAUCAGUAGUAUCUAAAAUGACACUUGCCUUGUUAGAAGAUAGUGGAUGGUAUCAGGCUAAUUAUAGCAUGGCUGAUCGACUUGAUUGGGGACGUAAUCAAGGAACAGAGUUCGUUUCCUCUCCUUGUAACCUAUGGAAGGGAGCCUAUCAUUGUAACUCUACACAGGUUUCUGGUUGUACUUAUAAUAGGGAAGCCGAAGGCUAUUGCCCUAUUGUGACUUACAAUGGAGAUCUUCCACAAUGGGCUCGCUAUUUUUCGCAGGCAAACAAAGGUGGGCAAUCGUCGCUAGCUGAUUACUGCACUUAUUAUGUAGCUUAUUCUGAUGGAUCGUGUACAGACACAAACAGUGCUCGAUCGCCCGACAGAAUGUUGGGUGAGGUUCGAGGAAGUAAGUCGAGGUGUAUGGCUUCAUCGCUUGUACGUACAGGCUUUGUACGGGGUUCGACAACUCAAGGAAAUGGUUGUUAUCAGCAUCGAUGCCUAAACAACUCAUUAGAGGUUGCUGUUGAUGGUAUAUGGAAAGUAUGCCCUGAAGCCGGAGGCCCAAUUCAGUUUCCUGGUUUUAAUGGGCAGCUGGUUUGCCCGCUUUUUCAUGAACUAUGCAGCACAGAACUUGUUCCGGUGUCUAGACAGUGUCCAAACUUUUGUAACUACAAUGGAGAUUGUAUUAAUGGGAGAUGUAAUUGCUUUAUCGGUUUCCAUGGCAACAACUGUGGUAAAAGAUUAUGCCCCAAAAAAUGUAAUGGCCAUGGCGAGUGUCUAGAUAAUGGUAUUUGCCAAUGCCGAAUUGGGUAUACUGGCAUCGACUGCUCUACCGCUGUAUGCGAUGAACAAUGUAGCCUUCAUGGAGGAGUAUGUGAUAACGGAGUAUGUGAAUUCCGUUGUUCAGAUUAUGCUGGUUAUACAUGCCAGAAUAGCUCGAGCCUGACUCCGAGCCUCAAGUUUUGCAAAGAAGUGCUGAAGAACGAUGGACCGGGCCAACAUUGUGCCCCUAGUGAGUUGAGCAUAUUGCAGCAGCUAGAAGAGGUUGUGGUGAACCCAAAUUACAACCGAUUAUUACCAGGUGUCAUUCCCGGGAAAUGGUGGAGAAUCGUCAAGCCUCGGGAUGGCCAUUGUAAAGCAGCUGCUCAGCAACUAGCCUGUUGGAUAUCAAUCCAGAAGUGCGAAAGAGAUGGUGACAACAGGCUUCGCGUGUGUAAUUCAGCUUGUCGGUUAUACAACUUGGCAUGUUCAGCUUCGCUUGACUGCUCGGACCAGACCCUGUUCAGCAACGAGAAAGGAGACGGAGAAGGGCAAUGUACAGGGUCUGGCAUGAUCGAGUUGCCAUGGUAUUCCAAGUUAAGGUUGAAGUUCUUGAUAUUAUGAUUCCUUAAGAAAGUGGGGAUUUCUGUAAAUUAUAGGCAGUUUUUUUUUUAUUGGCCUUCUUUGGGGUUGGUUGUAGUGUUGUUAUGUCUUUUUUUGGGGGGGGGGGGGGGGGGGUUAAGAGAAGAUAGGUCUUAAUUUGAUUUUAGAAAAAUGGCAUGAUUUGCAAAGUGUCAAUGUAGAGUUUUGCCUAUCCCCACCCAAAGAAGGGGAUUUUGGCUUUCCUUGUAGAGAAAUUGCAAUUGUAGUAUGGAGGAAAAGAAAAAAGAAAGAAAAACUAAGCAAAAAAUUGUUGAAAAUCGUAACUAAUUUGAAAUGUAUUUCGGAAUGUUUAUUAUUAUUAUUAUUAUUUAUUUCGGCCGAAGGUCAAAUGAAAUGUCCUAUUUUGCACUGA